AUGGUUUCUGUUGUCUUUCUUUUUUCAAAUGCGCAAGAAACUCGUCUUUCUUUCUCUCUCUCUCUCUCUGUCUCUCUCUCUCUCUGUCUCUCUCUCUCUUUCAUUCAUUCAUUUAUUCUUUCUUUCAUUCUUAUUCGCGCUGAAUUGUUAUUUCUUUCCUUCCCACAUGUCCUUCAAUCACCUGCUUCUUUCUUUCAUUUGUUCCUUCCUUCUUUCUUUCUUUCUUUCUUUCUUAUUCAGUGUAUCGUCGUUAACGUGAGCCAUUUUCUUGAUGGUUCUUUUAUUCAUUCUCUCAUUCGCGCACUAAUCCCGAUAAAUCGAUGCGUUCGUUUAUUUCUUUUCUCGGUGGUCUGUUCGAUGUUUCGUGUCGUCUAUUCAGUCAUCCGGACCGGUGAAGUUUCCGGGGUGGGCCGACAAUCUUCUUCUUCUUCUUUUUCUUCUUCUUCUUCUUCUUUGUAUUCUUCUUCUUUUUCUUCUUAUUCGUCUUCUUUUUCUUCUUCUUUUUCUUCUUCUUUUUCUUCUUCUUCUUUUUCUUUUUCUUUUUCUUCUGUUUCUUUUUCUUCUUCUUUUUCUUCUUCUUCUUUAUGUGCCCCACUCUUUUUUCCCUCAAUUCUUUAUUUCUUUUCUCCCUCUCCUCUUUUCAUCUUUCUUUCUUUCUUUCUUUCUUUCUUUCUUUCUUUCUUUCUUUCUUUCUGUUAUUUUCUUUCUUUCCUUCUUUCCUUCUUUCUUUCUUUCAUUUCUUUCAAUAUUUCUUUCGUUCUAUUUUCUUAA
Messenger RNA from Acanthosepion pharaonis, 771 nucleotides. The record is from the annotation of a GenBank genome assembly. NCBI's taxonomy places the organism in Eukaryota, Metazoa, Mollusca, Cephalopoda, Sepiida, Sepiidae.